GUUAAGACCCAUAUGAGUGUUGGCGAACAUGGGUAGACAUGGGCGGAGAUGACAUUUUAUGAAGAAACUCAGCCUAGACUCAGCCUAGACAAAACUAAAUAAAAUUCAUGUGCCAGCGGUAUUGAGAGACUUUCUCUGAAACGACAGUAUUUUUUCUCUUUUUAGUUUCUCAUUUUAAAUUUUCGCGCUACUCGUUUUAUUCCACCAUGACGCGCCACCAUUUAUUUUCAACAAUUAUCAAAUACCGGCAAUGUAUCAAAUAUUUCUACAGUUGAUUUUGCAAAACAAAUGAAUCACAUUUCGUCCCGCCAUUUUUCCACUUGCUUUCAUGGCUUAGGAGUGGGAGAUAAAUAUCUUCGAAACUAUUCUUUCUCGUUGUUUACUUUAAAUUCCUAUUUAUUUUAAUAAUCAAGAAAUCUAUCAAUCAUUUACUCAAGCUGACCGGUUAUUAUUCGUACAAAAUAACGCACAGAAUGAACAGAACUCCCGAAUCAAUGGAUUGGACUAGCAUCAAAAAAUCUUUCGGGCCUUCGAUUGCUAACCAUUUGGAAGUAAAUAAUUAUGUUCCCAUGGAGUCUAAAUGUGGGGCGUAUAUCUUGCCACAGAACAACAAGUUCAUUCUUGAUCAAUGGGUCAAAUUUGAAAAAGGCGCUAAGAAAGUGUCCAACAACAACCGUCAAUCAUCCGAGGACUUCUCGUUCUUACCCGAAACCCAUGAUCUGGACAGAAUGGACAACUUUUGUUUAUUUGAUGACUUCAGACGUUCAGAAAAGUAUGAAGGUUCCAACGAACCUGCACCAGAACAGAUACCACCUAGACCAAGCCCUCUAAGCGAUUUACUAGGUCCCAAUGCCAAUCCUCCAAGAAACCUCGAUGAGGCUGAAGACAGAGAAGCCAUGGGUUGCUUACUCAAGAUAAACAUUCACCGAAGAAAUUAUUAUUGCCAUAAAAAAUUUCAUGCAAGACCUAAAGAUCCGAGUUUGUUUAGUGAUCUCUUAGAUCCAGAUCUUUUUAUUUAUCCAAGUUAUGGUCCAUACAUCAAGGCUAUUCACGAUGCUUUCAUCAAAAGGCACUUGAAUUUCCAGUACAAUAUUUUACUGGACAGCAUUCCUCAAGACGAAUCUCUUUUUAAAGGAGAAUUGUCUAAAAAGCAAAUCAAAUACUUUUUUUCCCAAGUAUUUUAUCACGUUGUACCUAGCUCAUUGUUCGGCAGCUGUAGAAAUGUCAAAAAAAUUAAAUUAGAAAUGAAUCGUUAUCUUGAAGUCGCUAAAACAAAACCCUUUACUAUUCAACCGCUUGUAGAAAAAUUAGAUAUUGAUUCAGUAGAGUGGUUGUCCAAAGUGCAAUCUAAAUCAGGUAAAGCCCUGGUGUUUUGUCGGACAUUGAAAUGGUUCUUGUAUACAUUUAUCUGGAAUAUUAUCGACACUUAUUUUUUCGUUGAGAAUAAUAAAACUAGUAAGAAAAUGAUUUAUUUUCGCCGAUGGCUAAAGGGAUCAGUUGCCCUCAACUAUAUUUACGACCAAGUAACUCAAAAGGCUUAUGAGCCAAUGGAGAACCAAGAUGCUAAUGAAAAGAAUGGCAUAAUACCUGUUUCUAAACUAUAUAUCCAGUCCAAUGAAGACGGUGUGCGACCUGUGCUAUCAGCUUCGUGUAGUGAAAAACAGAAAGUUGCUGGUAAAAAAAUUAAUCUCUUACUGAAACAACUUUAUUUAAAGAACAAUGAGAUCAUAAACGAGCAUACGCUUGAUAAAAUCUGGAGAUCUGUAUGUGAAAUCCGAAAACUCGAUAAGACCAAACCAAUUUACUUUGUUUCCUGUCGCAUCAAUGACGCUUUUGGUUCAAUUAAUCAAGACAAAUUGCUGGACAUUGUCUUUGGAUUAAUAGAUGAUUUACCUGACAAAAUUCCUACUCAGUGGUUCGCAAUAAUAGAUCCAAAAAAUACAAAAAGCCGAAAUUAUACAGAAAAGGAGUUUAUAUCUCCGGAAAUUCUCCCGCCAAUUUUACCUCGUGGAGCUUUGUGUUGUCCUACAACUAAGACAAAUAAACCUCGUACAAUUAUUGGUAAAAAAAUUUUGAAGGCAUACAUCAAAGCUGCUGUGUUGGAACAAAAAAUUCGGUUUGGGACCCGAAAUUAUAGUUUAAAAAAAGGAAUCGCUCAAGGUUUACCGAUAUCUCGAACUCUUUAUGACUUUUAUUACAGUGAUAUGGUUGCAAAAGAAUUUUCACAUUUCACUAAAUUUGGUCAUUUACUUCGUUACCUUGAUGACUUUCUGUAUGUGACUGAAGAUAAAGAGCGAGCACAAGAAUUUUUAGAUAAAAUAAAAGCUGGUAUCGAAAGUUAUGGGUGUUCAUUCAACCCCGAAAAAACUAAAACAAAUUUACCACCCUACGAUAACAAUGAGUUUUAUUACUUAGGAUAUAAUUUAAAUGUUGAAACUUUGAAUGUUAAACCUAAUUACUCUAACAUAUCAUUGCAAUACAACAUAUUGAAUCGUAAGCCCCAGACUGGUGUACCAGACGACGUAUUUGUUACAAAGAUUGCGAGUUCAAAGUGGUUAAAAUUAUCCGCAAUGGUACUGAACCCUUGUAUAAAUUCCAAACAAGUCGUCGUUGAUAGUUUGAAAAAUGCCGCACGUCUAUCUGCCGAAAAAUGUUACCUUCUUCUAGUCAAUACCUACGACAUAGAAAAUUUAAACAAAGUAUCUAUAUUUAAAAUUUUUAACGAUAUAAAGAAAAACUCCCUCACGCCUGUAUUACAGAAAUGCAGAAUUUUGUUAACAAGACGUCGCCGCGAAUUCACAAUAAGAUUCGGAGUAUUGAAAUUUAUCUUUUGGAGCGCAUAUUUGAAGAUGUUCCAAAAAAAUGCACUCGUAUACCAAAAAUUUUCGAGACUUAUAAAAAGUCAAUUUCACGCAAAAUUAUCUACUUUAGUAUAUAACUAGUUUUCUUUUAUUACCUCUGUUUAAAAUUAAAAUAAAAAUAUCGAUGUGUUUAAAGUUUUUUUCAUAAAUAAAAAUCUUUCAGUAAAAUAAU
Messenger RNA from Microplitis demolitor, 3033 nucleotides. Its product is annotated as telomerase reverse transcriptase. The record is from RefSeq and is a predicted model, not a curated record. The transcript has 10 exons. NCBI's taxonomy places the organism in Eukaryota, Metazoa, Arthropoda, Insecta, Hymenoptera, Braconidae. Gene Ontology annotation, biological process: telomere maintenance via telomerase. Gene Ontology annotation, molecular function: telomeric repeat DNA binding; telomerase RNA binding. Gene Ontology annotation, cellular component: telomerase catalytic core complex. Bases 474 to 2942 code for a protein of 822 amino acids.